GCGAUAGGGAUUGUGCCCGGGAAACAUUUAAAAUCUGAUUAGAAUAGUUCUUAACGAUUAUUAUGGCUAUUCACUAUUGUUAUUUCCCACGAUUUGUCUUAAGUUUAAUUCAUUUUCUCAAACUCUAAGAAACCUUAAAAUCGCUGUCAAAAAUCAGUGCUAAUAUUUUCGUGUUCAAAUAUUUUGAGGUUAUUUCAUGCUUAUUUUACAUAACUAUUAAUUUCUCAGUGGUUUUGAAUUAAAUUGUGAAAAUGGCUGGCAUAAGUCAGCCGAAGUCGUUUAAAACUACACAUGUUCCACCGUUAAUCGCGGGAGCCCUGGCCGGGGUGUCGGUGGAUGUGACCCUGUACCCCCUGGAUACGCUGAAGACAAGGCUGCAAAGUGCUCAGGGCUUCCAGAAGGCUGGUGGCUUUAGAGGAGUUUAUAGAGGCUUAUUAACAGUAGCAGCAACGUCUAUGCCCACAACAGCCCUAUUCUUCGCAUCAUAUGAGGCAACCAAAGCUCAGUGCCAGCCACUGGUGUCUCCUCAGUACGCUCCACUGACGCACAUGCUUGCUGCCAGUGUUGGUGAAGUUUUGGCGUGUGUGAUCCGAGUGCCCACAGAGAUAGCUAAGCAGAGGAAGCAGACGUACGUCGGCUCUAACGCCAUCAGCAGUGUCUCUAUACUGCUACAUGCGUACAAAUCCGAGGGUUUCUUCCGCGGAGUCUACCGCGGGUUCGGCUCCACGGUGCUGCGGGACUUACCCUUCAGCUUCAUCGAGCUGCCGGUCUGGGAGCUCCUCAAGAGUACCGUUAGGAAGCAUAAUGAUGGACAGAUUAGCAGUUUUCAGAGUGCACUAUGCGGUUCAAUCGCGGGCGGCUUCGCGGCCGGUGUGACCACGCCACUAGAUCUCGCAAAAACAAGGAUAAUGCUAGGCGAUGGGUACAGUGUGACCAGGAAAAUGCGUAUAUUACCCGUUUUAAUAGAUAUUUACUUCGAAUCAGGGUUUAAAGGACUUUUUGCAGGAGUAAUGCCUAGAAUGACAGCGAUCAUGAUCGGUGGUUUUGUGUUUUUCGGCGUCUAUGAUGACUCGAAAAAGUAUUUGGAAAAAUAUCUUGAUGGUAGUUAGCAUCGGUUUGAGAUGUAAAUGUUUUUUUGUCUAUUGAAGCUGUGCUUCACCCAAAGAGUUUUAAAAAAGUUGACAGGAACUAUUUGACACUGUUAUGCGCUUCCAAAGAAGUACUUACUAUAAAGAACCAAUAUAAUAUGUAAAGUACAGUCAAAAAUAGUUCAAAUAUUGUAAUUAGGCUUUUAUAAGUGAAUGAACAAAAGGCAAAAAUGUAGCAUUUAAACAUUGAUUAAUAUCAUCUGUUAAGUUUUUUGGCUUUAUUUUGUUUUGAGUACAUUAUUAUAAUGAUUUUAGAAAGUUUCUGGAGCCGAGGAAAUUCUGUGAUUUAAUGUUUCCUUCAUACAUCUACUUACCUACCUACCACCAAUAAAUUGGUUCCUAUUUGUUAGUUAUUUAUACAGAUGGCUUUUUAAUGUAAAAUAGAAAUAAAUUGAGUUGUUGUUAUACAUAGGUGUAUAGUUAUACAUAGUUUUAUAUACUUGCGUAGUUUAGUUAUUAAAGUAUGUAUAUAGUUGUUAUUCUGUGAUGUUUAAUGUAUUAAAAUAA
Messenger RNA from Helicoverpa armigera (cotton bollworm), 1655 nucleotides. Its product is annotated as mitochondrial S-adenosylmethionine carrier protein. Lineage: Eukaryota; Metazoa; Arthropoda; Insecta; Lepidoptera; Noctuidae. Bases 252 to 1109 code for a protein of 285 amino acids. Gene Ontology annotation, molecular function: S-adenosyl-L-methionine transmembrane transporter activity. The transcript is spliced from 6 exons. The record is from RefSeq and is a predicted model, not a curated record. Gene Ontology annotation, cellular component: mitochondrial inner membrane.